Messenger RNA from Closterium sp. Yama58-4, 3114 nucleotides. The record is from the annotation of a GenBank genome assembly. Lineage: Eukaryota; Viridiplantae; Streptophyta; Zygnematophyceae; Desmidiales; Closteriaceae.
AUGCAGAGCCGUCGUGAUGACGCACAGGAUGGUCAUGAUGACGCGCAGGAUGGUCAUUAUGACGCACAGGAUGGUCAUCAUGACGCACAGGGUUAUCAUGAUGACGCACGUGGUCAUGCUGACGGCACACAGGGUGAUGAUGAUAGCUCACAGAACGAUCAUGAUGGCUCGCAUGGCUCACAGGAUCAUGACACUCAUGGCGCAUAUCUUGGUCACGAGGAGUCGGAUUACAUUCACGGAGAACUGUCGCAUCAGCGAGAGCACCAAGCAGACGGCGCGCAUCAGGAGCGGCAUCUGAAGCCGCAUCAAAAGCAUGGGAAGCAUCAGGAGCACGGAACGCAUGAAAGGCAUCACCAUCACGUACAUCACAAGCAUCAGAAACAUCAGAAGCAGCACCAGAAGCAUCAGAAGCUGGAAGUUCCGGAAGCUCCACCGAUGCAGCAGCAUGCACAGCUGCUUGCCCCUGCUCCCUCCAUGACCAAUGCUGCUAGUACUGCUACCACUACCACUGCUACUGACACAUCAUCCUUUCAUGCAGCCGCCCCUCCUGAGAGAAACCCCAUGCGGACAGACAAAGACACUCCAAGCGGCUCCUCUGCCCUUUUCAACCCGCACGUGCACGCCAUCCGCUACACGGGCGUGCGCAGCCGCGGCAGCAACCGUUGGAUCGCGGAGAUCAAGGACAACCAGCGCGGCGUGCGCAAGUGGCUGGGGACCUUCUCCUGCCCCGUGCAGGCCGCGCACGCCUUCGACGCCGCCGCCCGUGCCGUCAGAGGCCCCAACGCGCGGACGAAUUUCCGUGUGGGGGAGACAGUAGGUGUGCCGGGGACCGGGGGGAGCAGGUCUAGGCGAUGGAAGAAGGUAGCUGCGGAUAGUAAGGCGGCUGCUCUGACCGCUGCUGCUGCUCUGGAGGCGGAGGCUCAGGCGGGCGGGUCGGAGGAUGGUGGGGUGGUGGUUGGAGGGGAAGCUGCUGCGGCGUUUGCUGGUGUGAGUCCUGGCGUUGCUGGUGGUGCUUGGUCUCUGGGUGGUGCUGCUGGAGGGACUGGGUUCUCUGGUAAUGCAUCCCAAGGCAAUGCUGCGUAUGCGCCCCGUGGGAGUGCAUUGCACGGCAAUGCAUCGCAAGGCCGUGCGUCGGAGGAGUCCCCUCGGGAGUCGCCUCGGGAGCGGUGGGCGUUUGACUUGGAGGCCGUGCCUUCUUGUGAUGAUGGCGACGACAAUGCAGCAGCAGCAGCAGCAGCAGCAGCAGCAGCAGCAGCAGCAGCAGCAGCAGCAGCAGCAGCAGCACCAGCGGCAGCGGCUGCGGUGGUGGUGGACUUGGUACCUCUACUGCGCGGCUGGAAACCCAAGUUCCACGUGCUCGGGCUGUCAAGCAAAGAGCUGUCACAUCUCCCUUCCACCCAAAGCAUCGCGUAUCACCUCAUCCCCACCCACCAUCUCUCGCCCACCCAUCACCUCUCGCCCACCCAUCACCUCUCGCCCACCCAUCACCUCUCGCCCAUCCAUCACCUCUCGCCCACCCAUCACCUCUCGCCCACCCAUCACCUCUCGCCCAUCCAUCACCUCUCGCCCACCCAUCACCUCUCGCCCACCCAUCACCUCUCGCCCAUCCAUCACCUCUCGCCCACCCAUCACCUCUCGCCCACCCAUCACCUCUCGCCCAUCCAUCACCUCUCGCCCACCCAUCACCUCUCGCCCAUCCAUCACCUCUCGCCCACCCAUCACCUCUCGCCCAUCCAUCACCUCUCGCCCACCCAUCACCUCUCGCCCAUCCAUCACCUCUCGCCCACCCAUCACCUCUCGCCCACCCAUCACCUCUCGCCCACCCAUCAUCUCUCGCCCAUCCAUCACCUCUCGCCCACCCAUCACCUCUCGCCCACCCAUCACCUCUCGCCCACCCAUCACCGCUCCCCGACCCAUCUCCUCACCAGCAUCGUCUCAGCUUUGACUAGCAGCUCUGGCACCGUCGUGCAGGCACCCUGCAAGGGCGGUGGUGCUGGCGUGGCACAGACAGACAGCAAGAGCGGUGCCGCGCUCAUGGCUCAGCCUCCCUGCGAGAGCACUGCUGGCAUGGCGCAGGCACACACCAAGGGCAGCGGCAGUGGCGCCAUGGCACACGCACUCAGCAUGGGCACUGCUCGGCACACCCUGGCCUCGGUUCCUCCUCGCUUCCCUUUUCCCCCGCCGCCUCCUCCUGCUCGAUCCUUCCCCCCACCUCCGACCCUGCCUCCUCCCCCUCCAUUCCCACCCCCUCUUUCCAUGCCUCCCCCUCCUCCGUUCUCCCCUCCUCUUUCCUUGCCUCCUUUUCUCCUGCCUUCUCCUCCUCAUCUACCUCUUUCUAAUCCCAUGCCUCCUGCUCCCACCGUGCCUACUCCUUCUCCCGUGCCGCCGCCGCCCCAGCCUCCUUCUCCUGCCACGUCCUCUGUGCAUGGUCGGGUGGGCGGGGGUCCUGAGCCUGGCAGGGAAGGGAACGCGGGAACUGGGGAGCGGUUGGGUAAUAGGCCUGGGGGUUUGGGUUCUUCUCCUGGGCGUGGCUCGGUGAGAGGGGAGUGUGGGCUGGAAGGAGGAGUGGCAGGUGUGGUUUCUGGAGGGAUUGGGCUUGUGGGAGGGGUGGGUAGUCGGGGAGGGGGCAUGGGGACGGAGGCGGUGGCUGCUGCAGCGCUCAGCAGCAGCAACAGCAACAUAGCAGCAGCAGCAGCAGCAGCAGCAGCAGCAGCAGCAGCAGCAGCAGCAGCAGCAGCAGCAGCAGCAGCAGCAGCAGCAGCAGCAGCAGCAGCAGCAGCAGCAGCAGCAGCAGCGACAUAUGCACCAGCAGCUGCUGCAGCAGCAACGUUUGCACCAGCAGCAGCAGCAGCAGCAGCAGCAGCAGCAACAACAACAGCAACAGCAGUGGGAGCAGCAGCUUCAGGGGCGGCUGUGGAGGCAGGAGCAGCGGAGGCGGCAUCAGCAGCAGCAGCAGCAGCAGCAGCAGCAGCAACAGCAGCAGCAGCAGCAGCAGCAGCAACAGCAGCAGCAGCAGCAGCAGCAGCAACAGCAACAGCAGCGGCAGCAGCAGCAGCAGCAACAACAAAGGCAAGCACACGUGACGCAGCCAAAGCAGGAACCAGAGGAGGAUGA